This is a messenger RNA of Batrachochytrium dendrobatidis JAM81, 1449 nucleotides long. RefSeq lists its product as uncharacterized. The transcript is spliced from 6 exons. The record is from RefSeq and is a predicted model, not a curated record. Lineage: Eukaryota; Fungi; Chytridiomycota; Chytridiomycetes; Rhizophydiales. The coding region runs from base 1 to 1449 and encodes 482 amino acids.
AUGACUUUAUUCAGAAACUCAUACAACCAUGAGCUGUCCGUUCCACCUAAACCGUCAUCAGCGCUUGAUCUGCUGAAUCACCGCCAUCAUAUCAAGCAGCUUCCAUUGGAGUAUAAUUCACAUGAAAUGCUUCGACAGUUUCAUGCUAAUUCUUCUCGGGGCAGCAACACUAGCAUGGUGCAAUUGCAUUCUCCACUAGCACGUGUACCAAAUACCUGCCAGCAUUUAACAAAUGACUCUAAAACCUCUCCUGCUUUUCACUUGGAAAACCGGCCGUUUGUAUCUACAGCUCCCCCUUCGUCUUUUCAUAGCAGUACAUCAAGACCGUUUCAUCCUGUAUCUAUCCAAUCUAUCACCCACUCAUCUGCCGAAUGUUCAGACUAUACUGAUUCAUUAUCAUGGACUGGUCCAAACACUUCUGCCACCAACGCUCUUGCUUCCGACUGCUGUGCAACAAUGGAAGAAUCAAUGACUGAUCAUACCAUGGUAGUCAGUUCACCCAUCGAAAACAAGAAUAACAAACCAUGCUUAUUGGAUGAACCGUGCUUAGAUACCGAGUCCUCUACUAUUUGCAAUCCGCGGAGUGCAUUUGUUCAAUCAUCCAACUCGGACAAUUCAAUAGACUCGUCCAUUCGAUACGAAGCGGUAAUUGAACAGGAACCCGUUCGUGCUCGAAUGUGCGGAUUUUCAAAUGGACGUGAUCGAAGACUGCUCAGAAAUCCACCGCUAAUUGUUCAGAUAUUUACGUAUCAAAACAAUGUCAGAACAGCCAUCGAUUUGGACCAGCAUCCCUCUCUCAUGUGCCAUGUAUCGCUUUGGUCCGAAGAUGGAACUCAGCAUUUCAGUGCAGUUAAAAAUCCACGAGCAGCUCAGCCCUAUCGAUUUACAGACGAUAUGGAAGGACGAAGUGCGCUCAUGAACCAUUUAUCGUUGAGCACUUUGGGUGCUUCUUCAUCCCAAUUAGAAUCAGAUCAAUACUGUGAUAUUAUUAUAGGCACCACCAUUGUAAAAUCCACAAAGCUACAGGAUCUAGAUAAUAAUGGCGGAGUAUAUUUUGUCUUUCCUGAUUUGAGUAUUCGUUCACCUGGAAGGUUUACUCUACGAUUCCAAGAGGGAAAUCUUGGAAAUUCAACAGUUGUCUUCAUGUCAAUCACCAAAAGAAAUACUGAUAAACUAGAGGUCAAAGGAUACACUACUGCCCAGUCUACACAAGUGUCUUCUGUUGUAGCCAUGGCUACAACUAGUGUUUUUGAAGUCUAUUCUUCAAAGAGCUUUCCAGGUGCUCUAGAACCCACAUCGCUUAGUCGAGCAUUUGCUAGUCAAGGUAUCGUUUUGCAUUUUAGAAACGAUCGAUCACGCAAUAGAGAAUCAGUUUUGACUGCCAAACGAACCAGCAAUUCUACUGAGCGUAUCUGCAAGCCCAAUGUACAUCGUCAUUCUCCACGAUAG